Molecule: messenger RNA, 3387 nt
Organism: Entelurus aequoreus (snake pipefish)
Lineage: Eukaryota; Metazoa; Chordata; Actinopteri; Syngnathiformes; Syngnathidae
Gene: lnx1
Product: ligand of numb-protein X 1
Exons: 13
Coding region: 228-2822 (864 amino acids)
Biological process (GO): ubiquitin-dependent protein catabolic process
Cellular component (GO): cytoplasm
Molecular function (GO): ubiquitin-protein transferase activity; protein binding
Source: RefSeq, a predicted model, not a curated record
GGUCAAGUUUCCCAAGCGAGCGGCAGCCAAUCGUCUCGUUGGAGCUCCAAGCAGGACAAAGUCCUCCCUCCUGCCCCCCGCCCGCCCGCCCUCUUCAGCGGGUUUAACGUUACCUGUACCUGUUCAGGUGAGCAGCACUGCUCAUGAAGUCAACAAAGUCCCCCACCCAUGUCUCCCGCUUGUGUCCACCUGACCGCGCCUAACCAGACCCGCACCUUCAACUCGCAAUGGCCGAGGCCUCGGCGCCGGCCCUCGACAGCCUCGUCUGCCACAUCUGUCUGCAGCGGCUGGUCUGUCCCCUGGACACGCCGUGUGGACACACCUACUGCCAGGAGUGCCUUACCAGCUUCCUGCUGGAGAGUGACCUUUGCCCCGUGUGCCGAACGCCACUCAUGAUACAGAAUGGCAAGAGUCCGAGCCUCCUGGUCAACAAGAUGCUGGACCAGCUGACUGUGGCCUGUCCCCCCGCUGAUCAUUGCACUGAAGUCCUGACCCCUGGUGACCCGGAGGACCAUGACAACAGCAGUGGGCAACCUGAACCCGCUGUGGCGAUGGAGGACACCUCUGCGCCCCCCGUGUCCUCGCCAGACCCCGGACGCCAGUCUCCGCCUCCCAAUUUGUGCGCGUCGUGCGGCCACAGUCACCAGCUGGAGGAGAACCACGAGUACCUGUACAAAGACGAGGUGGACACCGACCUUGUCUGCCACAUCUGUCUGCAGCCGCUCAUCCGUCCCCUGGACACGCCCUGCGGACACACCUAUUGCCAGGAGUGCCUCACCAGCUUCCUGCUGGAGAGCGACUUCUGCCCGGUGUGCCGCGCGCCCCUCAUGCUGCAGAGCUGCAGGAAGCCCAGCCUGCUGGUGCACAAGCUGCUGGACAAGCUGACUGUCUGUUGUCCCUUCAAGGACUAUUGCACUGAAAACCUGGCCCGGUGCGACCUGGAGGACCAUAUCAGGAGCAGGUGUAAAGGCGCCUCUCACUAUGGCCUAUCGGCGGACAGGAAGCGGCGCUCGCAGGAGGGCGAGUGCACCGACAGCACGUCGGAGCUCACCAUCGCCACGCUGCCCGGCGACUGCCCCACCUCCGCCGCCGUGGCCCUGCUGGCGGAAGAGGCGGGCCUGGUCAACCCGGGGUUCGACCCCAGCAUGGAGGACCAGAGCCAGUCGGGCAGCACCACCAGCCUGGCGGCGCGCUGCGGCAGCAAGAAGAGUGAGUUGAGGAGUCGUUCCUUUCGGAGGCUGAACCGGGCCUUCAGCGUCCUCAGGAGGACCAAGAGUGGCACGGCCGUCAACAACGAGACGUCGGAGGAGAGGGACAACGCCAGGAAUUCCAGCGUUGCAACAAGGAGGGAGCUGCUGGCUCUGCCUCAGCUCCAUCACCUGAUCCCAGACGGGGAGCUUACCAGUAUUAAAAUCACCAGGGUGGACCCCUCGGAGCCGCUGGCCAUCAGUAUCGUCGGCGGCAACGAGACGCCAUUGGUCCGCAUCCUCAUCCAGGACAUAUACAGGGAGGGCGUCAUCGCUCGUGACGGACGCUUGCUGCCGGGGGACAUGAUCCUCAAGGUCAACGGCAUUGACAUCAGCAACGUGUCUCACUGUUACGCCGUGGCCACCCUCAAGCAGCCCUGCCAGCUUCUGCGCCUCACCGUCCUCCGGGAGCAGCACCACCGCUACCGCCACCCGCAGGCGCACGGCCUCGCCGGGGCCCACCCGUCCCACGGCCUCCCCCACCACCACCCCUUCAGGGACGACAACGUCCACGUGGUCCUGAGCAAGAGCGCGCCAGACGAGCAGCUGGGCAUCAAGCUGGUGAGGCGGCCCGAGGACCCCGGCCUGCACAUCUUUGACCUGCUGGAGGGCGGGAUGGCGGCGCGCGACGGGCAGCUGUGCGUCGGCGACCGCGUGCUCGCCAUCAACGGGCACGAUCUUCGCUACGGAGCGCCGGAACAUGCUGCUAUGCUUAUCCAGGCAAGCGAGGAGGGCGUCCACUUUGUGGUGUCUCGUCAGAUCUGCCUCCCCGCACCCGACAUCCUCCAGGAAGCUCCGUGGGCCAUGGAUGGUCCUCCGCCAUACUCCCCCGUAGAUAUAGAGCAAACACUGCUGGAUUCCUGUCAGAAGCCCGCCUGCUAUGAGAAGACGGUCACGCUGAGCAAGGAGCCGUACCACUCGCUGGGCAUGGCGGUGGCGGGGGGCAUGUCCAGUCGGGGCUGGGACCUGCCCAUCUAUAUCACUAACGUGGACCCCGACGGGGUAGUGGGCCAGGAGGGCUCCAUACGCAAAGGCGACAUCUUGCUGGACGUCAACGGCGUGGACCUGACGGGCGUGACGCGCAGCGAGGCGGUGGCCAACCUGAAGAACACCUCCUCCCCCGUGGUGCUCAAGGUCCUGGAGAUGCGGCCCCCCGAGGAGGGCCCCGGGGACGACGAGCUGCCGCCGUGUCUGGCGCCCUCGCCCGGCGACGGCACCAAGAGCCUGCUGCCCAACGACGACUACUCCCCGCUGUGGGUGUCCUGGCUGCAGCUGCCCAGGCACCUGUACAGCUGCAAGGACAUCGUGCUGCGGCGGAGCAUGUCAGGCAGCCUGGGCUUCAGCAUCGUGGGAGGUCAGGAGGAGGUCAACUGCAACCAGUGCUUUUUUAUACGCUCCAUCGUCAAGGGCACGCCCGCCUACAACGACGGCGGCAUCAGGUGCGGGGACAUCCUGCUGGAGGUGAAUGGUAAGAGUACAUGGGGUAUGACCCACGUGGCGCUGGUGCGUCUCCUCAAGGAGCUCCGAGGAAGAAUCACGCUGACCAUCGUCUCCUGGCCGGGCAGCCUGCUGUAGCCACGCCCCCUUGUGGGAGGAGCUUAGAACAGCCCUCUACUCGGACGGACCUUGUUUGAGAGAAAGGACAAAUUGUGACUUGGACACAAGCACCUGUGAGGAGACAGCAGUUCCAAGUCAGGACUUUGAGGUCCAUCAAGGACUUGCCAGACUUUGAGGUCCAUCAAGGACUUGCCAGACUUUGAGGUCCAUCAAGGACUUGGCGGACUCCUCUUCUCUGUUCGUGGCUGCAGGCUGCUGGUCCCGACUCCAGUCCACGGACCACCGCUCACGUUGCCAAGUCCUCGUCUCUGUCCUUUUUGACUCUUUUGUUAGUUGACUCUCAAGAGAACAUCAUCCGUGUGUUCAUCAGUUGUUUCAAAAGGAAGAUAUUUAAUAAUUAUUAGGUGACUUUGUGGAGGCCUUAACUCAUUUUCUUACUUUUAAGAGGAAAAAAAACCAAAAAAAAAUCACUGACUUGUAUCCGUCGAUGGUCUUGGAGGCCAUCCGCUGUGGUUCUUUGUGUCCGCUUCGGCCCGUGUCGUUUAUCUGAUGGUACACUUGGUUCAAUGGUCAAUAAAGUCAU